Messenger RNA from Linum trigynum, 435 nucleotides. NCBI's taxonomy places the organism in Eukaryota, Viridiplantae, Streptophyta, Magnoliopsida, Malpighiales, Linaceae. The record is from the annotation of a GenBank genome assembly.
AUGAGUAAAAAGGCAGCGAGGGGAACGAGCAAGAGAACUCAAGAGAGCCCAAAAGAGCAGAGUGAUGAAUUGGGAGGAUCUCUCAGGAGAUCGGCGAGGCUGCAACUGCAACCCACUUCAAGUCCUGGCUCUCCUCAACUGCGCUCUAACCCUGCUUCCUUUACGAAGAAACCCAAAAUUCAGGGUCACGCUAAGAGCCCUUGGGGUUUUCCAGAGCUAUUUCCCAGAUCCUCAACAAAGCCCGUGCUCACUCCUUGCACCCUGGGUUUGCAUUCUUCUAAAAUGUUGGAGAAACCUAGCAUAGUUACACACCAAGAUGCUGCUGCUAGUGAACCAGCUGAUGAAGAAGGCUCCAGCUCCAGCAAUUUGUCUCCUGGUAAAAGGAAUCAGGCUAUAAUCGAUGACAUUAUUGCAUCGGUAAUGAACGAAUCCUGA